AUGCUAGCCCUGCUUAGGCCCAACAUGAUGCCUCUGGCACCGACUCCCGUGGUUGCCGUUCCCUCGAAGCCUAAAAUAGGCUUCUCGAUAGACUCGAUCGUCGGCGGACAAUCCAGCCCGCAACAUUCGCCUAUACAAACGUCCGUGUCGCCGACAAGUGACUCUGAGAACCGGUUGAACCAUUCCAGUGCGGCUUCGCCUCAAAGGACCCCCAAUACUUCGCCGAAACCUCCUAUCAUGGUGCCUGGGAUCCCGGCGCACACCCUGGUGAGGCCGAGUCCCACCUAUGACCCGAACCUAGUGCCCAAGAACGGCUUCCUGCAGCCGGAGAUGAUGCACAACCAUCCUGGGCAGCAUCCCUUCGCCUUGGCCGCCCAUUUUCAAGGGGCUGCCCUCGCAGCGGCUCUUAGUUCCGGACAACAUGGUUUUCCGGGUCAACCUUCGCCGUUGGCGCAACACGCUCAACCUAGAGACAGUUAUCCGUUGUAUCCCUGGCUACUCUCCAGGCAUGGAAGGAUAUUUCCGCAUAGGUUUCCUGGCGGUGAGUACCUAGAUCAUAUGAAUACCUAUAGAAAUUGA
Acanthoscelides obtectus is the source of this 579-nucleotide messenger RNA. The record is from the annotation of a GenBank genome assembly. NCBI's taxonomy places the organism in Eukaryota, Metazoa, Arthropoda, Insecta, Coleoptera, Chrysomelidae.